This is a messenger RNA of Chironomus riparius, 2097 nucleotides long. NCBI's taxonomy places the organism in Eukaryota, Metazoa, Arthropoda, Insecta, Diptera, Chironomidae. The record is from the annotation of a GenBank genome assembly.
AUGAGUGACGAUGAAAUUUCGUGGAGAGGAUCAUCACUUGAAGAGAUAUUUGAUGGAUUUGAAGUAUUUGAUGAUAGAAAUGAAGCACCAAAUCUAGAUACUUCAGAAAGUCAUACAAUUUUAUUUGAAACACCUCUUCCAGAUGAUGAAAACAUCCAGCCAAUACCAUUAGAAGGAUCAGAUGUUUGGGAUGAUGAUCAUGUCAAAUUACCAUGUAAUAAAGAAAGUGUUUAUUAUGAAAUUGGCGAGAAUGAAAGUAAAAUCAAGAAAUAUCGCUGGGAUCUCAUUAUAAGUUCACUUAAAGACAAGGAAAUAAGGACAAGUCUUGAUUUAGAGAAUUGUAUUAAAGCAUAUAACACAAAGUAUGAAAGUACAUGGAAUUUUAAAGCAUUACAUGCUCUCUUUGAGGACGAAUUUCUUGAAGAAGAGACUGAAUACUUUUUUAAAGUAGUAUUACCAAAAAUCAUUGAUCUCGCCCUUAGUCUGCCUGAAAUAAUCAAAAAACCCAUACCAUUAUUAAAGCAAUCGAUGAAUCAUACAAUUUCUAUGUCUAAAAAGCAAGCAGCGUGUUUAUUGGCUAAUGCUUUUUUAUGCACAUUUCCAAACAGAAAUGUGCCUCGUAAAAACACUGACUAUCCAGAAAUCAACUUUAACCGGCUGUUCUGCCUUGUUGGAACAAGUACUGUUCAAAAAAUUAAAUGUAUAUGCAAUUACUUUCGAAGAAUUGUAGUCAAGUCAAUGUCAACAGGCAUUCUAACUUUUCAACGGAGGUUCAUUGAUCCUGAAAGUCUACCAAAAUGGGAACAAUCAGAUUUAAAGUUUUCAUCAAUUAAGUGGCAUGUAGAUUCGUAUGGAAGGAUUGAGAAAGGAGACGGGAUGUUACAAAUGGAUUUUGCUAAUAGAUAUCUUGGAGGUGGUGCUUUGGGGCACGGAUGUGUACAGGAAGAGAUUCGAUUCAUGAUAAAUCCAGAACUGAUUGUUGGAAUGCUGUUCUGUGAGUCCAUGAAGUCAACAGAAGCUAUUCUCAUUUAUGGAACCGAGCAGUAUAGCAAAUAUUCAGGAUAUUCGUCGUCAUUUUCAUGGGAAGGCAAUUUUGAGGAUGACACACCAUGUGAUAAGUUUAGAAGGAAGGCUGUUCACAUUGCUGCCAUUGAUGCUCUAUCUUUCAGGAACCCGUACGUACAAUUUGAUGAAAAACUACUACGGCGUGAUGUUAAUAAAGCAUAUUGUGGAUUUUAUCGUGAUCCAAGUUUGGAGUCUCCUGGUUUGCCUGUUGCUACUGGAAAUUGGGGAUGUGGUGCAUUUGGUGGUUUUAACAAGCUUAAAUGUCUCGUUCAGAUGAUUUCGUGUGUUGCAAAUAGAAGGAAUUUAGUUUAUUAUACUUUUGGGGACGAACAGCUUGUCGAAGACAUGAAUAACAUGUUUAAAUUUUUAAGCGACAAUGACGUCACUAUUGGACAACUAUGGCAAUAUCUAGCAUCAUUUAAAAGUCAAAAUAAGAAAUUCAAUGAAUUUUAUCAAUAUAUCUACGAUCAGCAUGAUGCUGAAAACUUUUUGGGAGAACUGGAAGAGCAAACAGAUACAUUUGAUAUGUCACAUGAGGUUCAUAUCGAACGUACGGUGACUGAAGGCGCUGAAAAGCGAAGAUCCUAUGAAGAAGCUUAUGUGGAAACAAGUAAUACAAUAGAAAUUUCUAUUCACUAUCCUGAAGUAAAAGAAGAAUUGGAGAAUCCAUCAAAAAGGACCAGAACUGAAGAAAGUGAUAAUAUUUCUGAUUUAUGCGAAAAAUUAAAUGAAAAAAUUCAGGAUAAUCAUGACAAUUUGAUUGAAGAAGACUAUCAAGAGAUUAUAUUGGCUGUUGAUGAGGUUCACCAGGAAGUUUCUGUAUCCAAUGAAUACACUGACCAAGAUGCAAAAAGUACUAAAAGAGAUGUUGAUGACUGCAAUAAUCAAGAUAUGGAAAGUGUUAACAGUCAAUCACAUGAUGAUCACAAUUAUCAAGGACCAACAGAAACUAAAGAAGAUUUAGAGAAGAAAGAACUCCCCCAGAGAAAAACUAUACUUGAUUAUUUUAAACCAAAAACUUCUAAUAGCUAA